Messenger RNA from Maniola jurtina (meadow brown), 798 nucleotides. RefSeq lists its product as uncharacterized. The transcript has a single exon. Bases 1 to 798 code for a protein of 265 amino acids. The record is from RefSeq and is a predicted model, not a curated record. NCBI's taxonomy places the organism in Eukaryota, Metazoa, Arthropoda, Insecta, Lepidoptera, Nymphalidae.
AUGCCGGACACACAGUGCGCGAGUGAAAACGCGACUGACUCUAAACUUUUCCGGAUCGGUGUUAAAACUCCACCGUUUUGGCCUGAGAAACCAAAACUUUGGUUCGCGCAGCUUGAAGGACAAUUUUCUUUAGCUAACAUCACCGCGGACAAUACCAAGUUUUAUCACGUGAUCUCAGUGCUCGAACACAAAUACGCGGCCGAGGUUGAGGAUGUUAUUGUGAGCCCUCCCUCGGAAAAUAAAUACGAAAUUUUAAAAACUCAGCUCAUCGAACGAUUAUCCGCGUCGCGCGGUGAACGGCUCAAACAGCUGUUAAUGAGUGAGGAGCUGGGUGACCGCAAACCUAGUCAGUUUUUGCGGCACAUACGGAGUUUGGCGGGCGCCGGAUAUCCCGACGAAUUCCUACGCACCUUGUGGUCGAGCCGGUUGCCUAACCUGCUGCAAAGUAUCAUUGCAAUGCAGGAAAGCUUACCGUUAGAUCAGGUGGCCCUCUUGGCCGACAAGGUCCAUGAGGCUUCGCCCGCGCAUAAUACGCAGGUCGCCGCCGCGUCUUCUUCUUUCGCGUUAACCCAAGUGAAUAGGAAAUUAGAUGAUUUAGCGGCGAGAUUCGAAGCUCUGGAGGCGGUGAGUGGUCACCGCACCACCGGGCGGCACCCUUCGAGACCGCGCGGACGCGGCCGCGGCGCACACAAGUCGCGCAGCCGCUCCCGCGCCGACGGCCAGGUUCUGUGUUGGUAUCACGAGAAGUUCGGCGCAAAGGCAGCUAAGUGCAAAUCACCGUGCCAUUUUUUAAAGUAG